ACAAAACAUUGUUCCUGGGCCUACCUCAUGUCUUAGGUACCCUUACCGCGCUUCGACGCCCCCCUGGAACUAUUUCGUCACCGCCGUACGCCAACUGGGCCUGACGGACCCCGCUCUCCAUCAACCUCAACCUCAACUCAACCUUCGACUCAACUUAAACGAAGACACGUCUCUGUCCAUCCCUCACAAUCUCCGUGGGACGAUUCACUAUCGACUGGUGUGUCUUCUUGCAGCUUUCGUUGACAGAUUUCCUCUCGACACCACCCCUCGACGGCCCCUGUCAACAGUGCAUCCCAGCUGCAUCUCCCUCGAGCUUAUUUGACUCUGCGGUCUCUCUAGCUCUUGGCCGGCUUCGUACUGUAGCUGUCCCCGCUACCGCCCCCAAACCAUCCUCUUACGACCCGCCUCUUACUCCCGUUCUUACCACGCACUUCGAACCGUACACAUAGAUCGGGUCGCAUUGCAAGCGGCCAGCCGGUUAUCGUCCUCAAUAUUCAGGGACUUGAUCUGUCUCUUCCUCAGCCUUGUCAUUCCGCCCGGCAUCUCCUGCAUCCCUUAGCUGCAUCUGUGCGACCGCCAACUUCGAGCUCCAGCAGACAUCUCCACGCUCAGCUGCAUAUUGGCCACAUAGCUUUCUUCUCACUCACCUCGAUCCGUAGUCCUAUCCGAUCGCGCCACUACGCUAUUCGCCCUUUAGCUGUUGCCUGCCAUGGCACAGUCUCCGAUGAUCUCGGUACCCCUCAAGGCUACCAACGAGAUUGACUGGAUUGAGCCUCUGAAGGGCUAUAUCCGCGAUACCUAUGGCGAUGAUCCAGAACGCUAUGCAGAGGAGUGCGCGACACUGAAUCGCUUGAGACAAGAUGUGCGGGGCGCUGGAAAGGAUAGCACUUCUGGACGAGAUAUGCUUUAUCGCUACUAUGGGCAGCUUGAGCUUCUUGACUUACGAUUUCCUGUUGAUGAGCAGCACAUCAAGAUAUCCUUUACAUGGUUCGACGCAUUCACACACAAAUCUACCGCGCAAUAUUCACUCGCCUUCGAGAAAGCCUCUAUCAUCUUCAACAUCUCUGCUGUUCUCUCCUGUCACGCUGCUGCUCAAGACCGCGCCGAAGAGUCCGCUCUCAAGACUGCCUACCACAACUUUCAGGCUUCAGCUGGCAUGUUCACUUACAUCAACGAGAACUUCCUCCAUGCGCCAUCAUCCGACCUUAGCAGAGAGACUGUCAAGGCACUGAUUCAUAUCAUGCUCGCACAGGCUCAGGAAGUAUUUCUUGAAAAGCAAAUUGCUGAUAAGAAGAAGAUUGGGCUGCUCGCGAAGUUGGCUGCCCAGGCUGGCUAUCUAUAUGGCCAGGCCCUUGAAGGUGUACAGGAAAAUGUGAACAAGGCUAUUUUUGAGAAAGUGUGGCUGUUGAUGAUACAGGUAGAUUCACCCGUCACCAUGCAACAUGGCUUAUCUUUGGUGUUGUUUAUUCGCUAACGGCACCAGAUCAAAACUAACCUGCUGAACUCUAUGGCACAAUACUAUCAAGCCUUAGCGGAUGAUGAGGCUAACCAGCAUGGUAUCGCUGCUGGAAGACUGCAAGUUGCCGAGGCCCAAGCAAAGGAAGCUGAGCGCAUUGCCAGGAACUUUCCUAGCUCGGUUCCCAUGAGCUCGAACCUGAGUGCCGACUGUGGAGGAUUUCUUCAGGAAAUUACGAAACGACAUCACUCGACAGUGCAAACUCAGCUGCAAAGUGCUUUAAGGGAUAAUGACUAUGUGUACCAUCAAGAAGUGCCCGCUGAGGCCAGCCUGGAAGCCGUCGCCAAACUGCCAGCCGCAAAGCCAAUUCCUGUCAGCGAGCUAUAUGCUGGCCAAGACAUUCAACGUAUCACUGGGCCUGACCUUUUCGCUAAAAUUGUGCCGUUUGCUGUUACGGAGUCUGCUAGCUUAUAUGAUGAAGAGAAAGCCAAGCUUGUACGAGCUGAGGCAGAACGGGUGGAAACGGCCAAUGAUGAAAUGGCAGCCAGCCUGGAUUAUUUGAGGCUGCCAGGAGCAUUGCAAGUGCUCAAGGGUGGAUUCGACCAGGAUAUCCUGCCUGAUGAGGACUUCCGGCAGUGGUGCGCUGAUGUUUCUGACCAAGACAACCCGGUAGCCUUGUUCGAUUCGCUCCGGUCCGAGAAGGAUUCCAUCCUCAUGAUCCUGGAUAAGAGCACGAAGCAACUCGAUAUGGAGGAAGGUGUAUGUGAAAAAAUGCGAUCCAAGUAUGAAAACGACUGGACACAGCAGCCAAGCUCGAGACUCACAACAACAUUACGGGGCGAUAUUCGCCAUUACCGCGAGGCUCUAGAUGAGGCAUCAAGGAGUGACAACCAGCUAGCGGGUAAACUUCGACAGAACGAAAUGGAUUUUGAUGAAAUGCGACGGGCUGCUCAGUCAGGAGAAGUCGACCAGCUGUUCCAACGUGCCGUUGCACAAGCGCGAGCAAGGGGAAGUAACGCAACAAGCCCAGCUGGCAUCGAGCCGAAUCUUCUGGAUGACGACUUUGAAGAGGGUCCUAGUGUUGUGGAUCAGAUCAACAGGGUUGAGGAUAUUCUCAAGAAACUCAACCUUAUCAAGCGAGAACGAAACCAGGUGCUGAAGGAUUUGAAGGAGAAGGCUCACAACGACGAUAUUUCCCAGAUUCUCAUAUUGAAUAAGAAGUCUAUAUCUAAUUAUGAGACGCAGCUUUUCGAGCAAGAGCUGGAAAAGUUCCGGCCUCAUCAGAACCGACUUUUGCAAGCCAACCACAAGCAGUCGGCUUUGAUGAAGGAGCUCACGAACACGUUCAACAGAUUAUUGCAGGAUAAGCGAGUUCAAUCGGAACAGAGCAAAUAUGAGGCAAUCCAGCGGCAGCGAUCAUCAGUCAUCAACCGAUAUAAGCGCGCAUACCAGGAAUUCCUGGACCUUGUCGCAGGCUUACAGAGCGCCAAAAAUUGGUAUACUGAGAUGCGCGAGACAGUAGAGAGCUUGGAGAAGAACGUUGACAGCUUUGUCAACAACCGUAGAUCAGAGGGCGCGCAGCUACUCAACCAAAUUGAGCAGGAGCGGUCAUCGAGCAAGAACUCGCAAGCCGAGAUGGAGCGAGAGAGACUCAGGGGUCUCAUGGACCGAAUGUCGAUAGACCCUUCCAAGUCAUCGCCACAGCCUCAGACGCAAAAUCGGCCAACACCCCCCUCGCAGUAUCAACAGGGACAGAAUCCGCGAUAUCCGCAAACCAAUUAUCAAGGCCAGUAUCAGGCGCCGAACUCACCUCCGGCGCAGCAACAGACCCUGGCUCAACAACAAGCAUACCAGAACUUUUCUCCGCCACCAACAACACAAUCGUUCGGACCUCCUCCUAUCAACACCUUUGUGCAGCCUACAUAUAAUCCAAGUCAGUAUGGACGCACACCGGGACCUACGUCGCCUCCUCCGAAUCAAACGUCGUUCAACAUUGGAGGCUACCGGGGCCCUGCAUCACCGCCUCCUAACCAGACAACGUUCGGACAAACUCAAUCAUUUGGAGGAUACGGAGCUUCAGCUACACCGCAGACACAGGGAGGCUAUGUGCCACCUGGAUUCGUGCCACCUCCGCCACCCCCUGGGCCACCACCGCUUGGACCUCAGCAGACAUUCCAUUAUGGAAAUCAACCUAACAGCGCGCACCCAAAUAGUGCUUAUCCACAGAGUGCGCAUCCUCAAUCAGCAGCCCCUCAGCAGCAGCAGCAAAAUGAUCCUUGGGCAGGGCUGAAUGCAUGGAAGUAAUUAGGAAGUGAAGACGAGUCUUCGGGUUCAGGGGCUGGCUGUGUGGGGAUCCUCUUCAAACGACAUAAGGGGCUGGGGGUGACAUAGUAGUAAACAGACGAGUAUUAUGCUUGUCGAUGAGUUUUGAGAUACAUUUGGCUAUGAUGCAUUCGUCUGACCUCAAGAGAAGGGAUACGGUGAUGGAAGGAAAAGCGACUGUGUUCAAGCAUUGCAGCUAUGAGAGCUGAGUGGAAGAAUACGACAUUGCGAAGAAUUGCCAACAAUAUUUGUUUCAUCUUGUAAGGUUAUCUGAGCUUAGACUCGCCACACUUUAAACCGAGGUUGUGGUUGCGGUGAAAUGAGGCUAAAAAGCCCCCACCCAGGCACCCCGCAUGCCUUUACCCCGAUUGCCCGAGCUGUUUAAC
Molecule: messenger RNA, 4164 nt
Organism: Fusarium odoratissimum NRRL 54006
Lineage: Eukaryota; Fungi; Ascomycota; Sordariomycetes; Hypocreales; Nectriaceae
Product: vacuolar protein-sorting protein BRO1
Exons: 3
Coding region: 1508-3760 (750 amino acids)
Biological process (GO): protein transport to vacuole involved in ubiquitin-dependent protein catabolic process via the multivesicular body sorting pathway
Cellular component (GO): endosome
Molecular function (GO): protein binding
Source: RefSeq, a predicted model, not a curated record